GACUCAAUGGGCAAUGGAAAACCUCUCCUCUGAUCAGGGCUGUGCACUGUAAGUUCAACACUAAGAGGAUCUGUGAUUGGCCAGGAGAUGGCAGACAUACUGGAGCUGCGAACAGAUGGAAACUCCCUCCUGAAGGCAGUGUGGCUCAGACGCUUGAGACUCACCAGGCUCCUGUUGGAAGGAGGCGCAUACAUCAACGAGAGCAAUGAACGCGGUGAAACGCCACUCAUGGUGGCCUGCAUGUCCACACACACUGACCAGCAAAGUGUGGACAAGUCGAAGCUGGUGAAAUAUUUGCUGGACAACCAGGCAGACCCCAACAUACAGGACAAGGCCGGGAGGACACCUCUGAUGCAUGCCUGCAUCCACAAGGCCGGACAUGAGGUGGUGGAUCACCUGCUGAGCAACGGAGCUGAUCCCAGUCUGGAGGACAGGAGCGGGGCCUCAGCUCUGGUCUACGCCAUCAAUGCAGAUGAUAAGGAGACACUAAAACUGCUCUUGGAUGCGUGCAAAGCUAAAGGAAAGGAGGUCAUCAUAAUCACCACAGACAAGUCACCGUCUGGCACUAAAACCACCAAACAGUACCUAAAUGUCCCCCCGUCACCAGAGCUGGAUGACAGGUCCUCCCCAGCAUACUGCACCUCUCCAUCGGAUAUUAAUGUAAAUGCAUCUCCCACACCUGAGCAAGAGCAACAAAACACAGUCUUCAGUUUUCAGACUAAGCUGAAAACCUCCAGUUCAGCUGCAAAGCUUGCCAACGGGCCCACAUCUCCAACACGCCGGCCUGCUAACCCAAAACGUGCACGCCUGCCUCAGCUGAAGAGGCUGCAGUCAGAGCCUUGGGGGCUGAUCGCUCCCUCAGUCCUUGCUGCAGCUGCCGCCCAUGAGGAGAGUAAGAAAGCCAGCUCAGACGAGGAUGUGGUUGCAGGGGUAAACGGGCUCUCUCUAAGUAAGAGGUCAGCUUUAUCUCGUCAGAGCAGCGUGGACGGAAAGGACAGCUUAUUCCCACUGAUGGGUGAGCAGCCCUGCAAAAUGACAACCUCCAUAUCAGUUCCUCCGAUGUCCAAAACAUCAUAUGAGAGAACUCUGGGCCAGCACCAGCCACUGGCACGGCGCAGCACUGUGCCCACAGAGCAGGAGAGCAGCAGCUGCAGCAGCGGCUUCGUCAGUCUGAGAGACACAAUGCAUCGAAGACGUCUGGGGAAUGAUCACUAUGACUCAGACUCACAGCUCUACUCAGACUCUGCCAUGUUAGACUCCCCUAAGAUCCCAGUGGAGCGGAGGAAACUAAACACAUCUCCACUAGCGAUGCUGACCAGCUCCAGAGAAUCUCUAGACAGCAACGCCAGCCCAUCCUCUCCCAGCACAGCACGCAGGCGUGCACCUGGCCUCCUGGAGAGGAGAGGCUCAGGGACGCUGCUACUAGACCACAUCUCCCACACCAGGCCCGGCCAGUUGCCUCCUCUCAACAUAAACCCCAACCCUCCCAUCCCGGACAUCGGGGCGAGUAGCAAGCCCUCCUCACCUCUGGCCACAGGAAUUAGAUCAAUAGCUCCGGUAGCACCCAACACACCAAAGAGAGGCGGCCUCAAGUCCAAGAAGAAACUUGUGAGAAGGCACUCUAUGCAAGUGGAGCAGAUGAAGCAGCUCUCGGAUUUUGAAGAGCUGGCUCAUUAG
Messenger RNA from Plectropomus leopardus (leopard coralgrouper), 1677 nucleotides. RefSeq names its product ankyrin repeat domain 34C (gene ankrd34c). Gene Ontology annotation, molecular function: protein binding. Lineage: Eukaryota; Metazoa; Chordata; Actinopteri; Perciformes; Serranidae. The record is from RefSeq and is a predicted model, not a curated record.